GACUACUACUCGGACGUGAUUGCCAACGAUUCCAUAGCGUUCCUAAGACAUUCUAAGAAGCAAUAUCAGCAUAAACCAGUGAUGCUGACCAUGUCCUUCCCAGCGCCACAUGGACCUGAAGAUUCUGCACCGCAAUAUUCGCAUAUGUUUUUCAAUGUUACCACCCAUCAUACACCCAGCUAUGAUCAUGCUCCUAAUCCGGAUAAACAGUGGAUUCUGAAAAUCACCAAGAACAUGGAACCCAUACACAAACAGUUUACCGACCUGUUGAUGACCAAGAGACUGCAAACCUUACAGUCUGUUGAUUCAGCCGUUCAAAGAGUUGUGGAAGAACUAGAGUAUCUAGGAGAGCUGGAAAACACUUACAUCGUUUAUACCUCAGAUCACGGAUAUCAUUUGGGACAAUUUGGAUUGAUCAAGGGUAAAAGCUUUCCCUUUGAGUUUGAUGUCCGGGUGCCUUUUCUAGUGAGAGGUCCCGGUGUCGAACCAGGAAGCAUUGUCAAUGAAAUAGUUUUGAACAUAGACCUGGCACCGACAUUUUUAGAUAUGGCUGGUGUGGAACCACCUCCGCAUAUGGACGGCAAAUCGGUACUACCUCUGUUUCUGAAUUCCAAAAGGAAGCGACUCCGUUGGCCUGAUACAUUCUUGAUUGAGAGUUCCGGUCGCCGCGAAAUUCCAAACAGCAAUAAACCAAACAAAAUCAGUGCUGCUAUCCAAGAAACCACUACUUAUGCUUCCACAGAAGGGUACAACAAUUCCUUUUAUUCUAAUACUUCCACUUCUUGGACCACUCAAACCACAGAGUCUCACAUCGAAGCAAGAAUCUACGAAUCAGGUGAGGAUCUUAACUUAGAUUCCGUUACUGAAGAGGAAGACGAUGACGACGACGAAGAACAAAUUGUCGACGAAAUAGAAGUAUUUGAUUUAGACGAAGGAGAUCUGGAGGAAAAAACCAACAUAGAUAAUAUUGGAUUAGCUGUUACUAAUAUGGGUGAAGGUGAUAUGCAGAUGGAUAACAGGCUUCUACCGGUGUUGCCCCCUUCUAAACUCGAGAGGCUAGCCGUGGAGUGUUUGAUGGACGAGAUGAAGUUGCCAUGUACUCCCGGACAGAAGUGGUACUGCGAAAACGAUGGUGGAAGAUGGAGGAAACACAAAUGCAAGUCGAUCGUUAGGAGUACUAUUCCGUAUCCUUCUAGUAAGGCGUACAGGAAGUGUGCUUGUUUCACGCCAAACGGAAUCGUGUACAGAAAAUUGCCGUUACAAAAUAUGACUAGGAGAGACUACAAUCGAUUCAGAAGAGACGUUCAGUUGUUGGAAGAAGACAUAUUUGAGAACGAAAAUGAUAGAACUCUAACAAGAAGAGAGAGGAGAGCACAUUUACGUCAUCUUGAAAGUGCUAUGGAAGACUUUGAGGAUCAGAUCAGCGGACUGAAACUGGAAAACGACACUGACUCAUCAACUUCACUAAGAUCCAAUUUAGACACAAACAGAAUCUCGAAUCCUGCCUGCUCUUUGGAACAAGGCAAAAUAAUUUGUUCAAGAGUAAUAUAUAGGGACAAAAAAAUAUGGCUCCGAUCUCGUCAUAGAAUCGAAAACGAAAUCCAGGAUUUAAAAACAAAAUUGGAAGCCUUAAAAGAGAUUCGAAGACACUUGAAAAACAGUAGACCGCAAGAAGGUGUCUCAACAUUGAACGGUUCCGAACUCAACUCAUUCAACGAUCUGAGUUACCAUCACCAUCCUCUGUCCAUUGGGACAGUUGACGGUAGAGAUCCUAGCUUACUCAGGCCCAUUCCUUUCGAUAACGUCGGUAGAAAUAGCAAAAGGAAGAGAAAAAGGCCUACUAAGGUAACUACAGAGUCCGACGUAAAUGUUACGGAGAUGGAAAGUAGUACCUUUUCUUCAGUGGUGCCAUCGGAGUUGUUUAAUGGUACUACUGCGUCUCCGCCUUUGUUUACAAACCAUCAUAGACACGGGCAUAGGAUGCAUUCCACUCCUCCGAGUCUCCCGAAUUUUUCCACCAUUGCACCACGUGCAACAUCUACCAGAAGUAGGAAAAUUGUUUCUGUGCAAAAGCCUUCCCGAUCUGACGAUAUGAUUCCUCUUCCAAAAAGAAAGAAGAGGAAAAAUUUUUGUCACUGCGAGGUUAUGGAUCCUCAGAUAACCGACGUCCGGGAUAUAGCCAGAGAAGAAAAACGCCGAAUAAGAGAAGAACGACUUCGGAAGAAGCUGCGCAAACAAAAGAAAAAAGAUCAGAUGGAAAAAGAGUGCUGCCACGAGAAAAUGAACUGCUUUCACCACGACAACGAUCAUUGGAGAACUGCGCCACAGUGGACUGCGGGGCCUUUCUGUUUCUGCAUGAACGCAAACAACAACACUUACUCCUGCAUCAGGACGAUCAAUUCAACGCACAACUUCCUAUAUUGCGAGUUCACUACUGGAUUCGUGACAUAUUACAAUCUGAGGAUAGAUCCUUUCGAACUUCAGAAUAGAGUCAACAUGUUGAAAGAAAAUGAAAAGUCUUAUCUUCACAACCUGUUGGCCCAGCUAAUGGCUUGCAAAGGAAAGUCUUGUACAGUUGGGCACUAUCAAAAGCUGAGGAGUAGUGUAAAUGCAGUACCCUUGCACUCUGUUUUACCCCAAACCUAUAAAAAAAAGAGAUUAUCAGAAAAAGUUGCUAGGGCCCUCCCAUUAGUUCAAGAGCGUUCGUAUAGAAACGAUUUUUUACAAAGCAGUAAUAAACCUUGGCGUCGUAGAAAAACUUGGGAGUCCCCAUACAACCAGGCAAGACACAAAAGGAAGAGACAACAUUACAUCAACGACGAGAGCAGCGUUAAAAAGAGUUGGUAUUAGAAAAAGACGAAAAACGUGAGAAAUUCUUCAAUAAAAAAACGACUGAAAAUAUUGGUUAAUUUAGCACACAUUUUAAAGGAAUUGUGAUCUCUAAUUUAUUAACAAAUUGUAAUAAUUUAAUAUUUUUAGGAGCUUAGUGCUUUCCAUGUAUGUGUAAAAAUAAUUUAAUAUGUACAGAUACCAAAAAUUAAAGAGUCGAAAGAUGUGUUUCACUCGU
This is a messenger RNA of Leptinotarsa decemlineata (Colorado potato beetle), 3067 nucleotides long. It is a transcript of the gene Sulf1, whose product is annotated as Extracellular sulfatase Sulf1. The record is from RefSeq and is a predicted model, not a curated record. Gene Ontology annotation, molecular function: N-acetylglucosamine-6-sulfatase activity; glycosaminoglycan binding. NCBI's taxonomy places the organism in Eukaryota, Metazoa, Arthropoda, Insecta, Coleoptera, Chrysomelidae.